CGAAGCACCACUGUUAACGUUUUGUAGUAGCGGAAAGUUGUGAAACCGAAGUUUUCCAUAUUUCCUAGUCAAUUUACAAAUUAAGUCUUAAUAAAAACAAUCGUACAACAUGUCUCUCGCCAACGUGGAUAAAAGUGAACUGAUGGACCAGGUGAAGCAACAGAUUGCUGUGGCCAACGCUCAGGAACUUCUCACACAAAUGACACAAAAGUGCUUUAAAAAAUGUGUCAAUAAACCCGGAACCUCGCUUGACUCCUCGGAACAGAAAUGCAUUUCCAUGUGCAUGGACCGGUUUAUGGACUCGUGGAACCUUAUCUCCAGGACCUACGGCCAAAGAUUACAACGCGAGCAGAACAAGUUCUAGAAGACGGCAUUUUAAAGAAGGCAGGGACAACUUCGUCUGCUAGCUAUUGAUUAGUUCUAAUGUAUAAAGUUUGAUAAUGCAAUAAAAACAUGCAUUAUGUUACGUGAUUUUUGAUGACAAAA
Messenger RNA from Drosophila bipectinata, 486 nucleotides. Its product is annotated as mitochondrial import inner membrane translocase subunit Tim13. Lineage: Eukaryota; Metazoa; Arthropoda; Insecta; Diptera; Drosophilidae. The record is from RefSeq and is a predicted model, not a curated record.